Molecule: messenger RNA, 2238 nt
Organism: Spea bombifrons (plains spadefoot toad)
Lineage: Eukaryota; Metazoa; Chordata; Amphibia; Anura; Pelobatidae
Gene: TRABD
Product: TraB domain containing
Exons: 9
Coding region: 152-1231 (359 amino acids)
Source: RefSeq, a predicted model, not a curated record
AUGACUAGUAGAGCAUGUUGUACCGUGAAUGUGCUGUAGUUCCAGCUGAGCGUCUUUUCCGGGCACGGGGAUACUAAGAGCAGCCAGAUAUAUAUAUUCCAACUGUGAUCAGCAUUUUGUCUUCAGUCUUGUGACUGGAUCCACAAAACCAAUGCCUUCCACUGAAGCUUCUGAUGAUGGGCCACCUGACUCUUCAGACUCGCCUCACAAUAUCUCCGAUGCAGAUGCUUUUAGAAUUCUUUGGGAGAUGAAAAUGAAGAAAAGGCAGAAACAGCCCUCCCUCCCUGAAACUGUGACUGAACUUACCACUGAGGAUGGCAGCAGAGUGUACAUAGUAGGCACUGCGCAUUUCAGUGACAGCAGCAAGCAGGAUGUUGUUAAGACCAUUCAGGAGGUCCAGCCAGAUGUGGUGGUUGUUGAGCUUUGUCAGUAUCGGGUGUCCAUGUUAAAGAUGGAUGAAGAAACUUUGCUUAAAGAAGCCAAAGAAAUCAAUCUGGAAAAACUUCAUCAGGCAAUCAAACAGAAUGGAGUCAUGUCUGGUCUCAUGCAAAUGCUUUUGCUGAAGGUUUCUGCUCAUAUUACUGAACAGCUUGGGAUGGCUCCAGGAGGGGAAUUCAGAGAGGCUUUCAAAGAAGCCAGCAAAGUGCCUUUCUGCAAGUUCCAUUUGGGGGACAGGCCUAUCCCUGUAACUUUUAAGAGAGCCAUUGCUGCACUUUCGUUAUGGCAAAAGGUUAAGCUUGCGUGGGGCCUAUGCUCUUUGUCUGAUCCUAUCAGCGAGGAUGAUGUUGAAAAGUGUAAGCAGAAGGACCUUCUGGAGCAGAUGAUGGCAGAAAUGAUUGGAGAGUUUCCAGAUUUGCACCGUACCAUAGUCUCUGAGAGGGAUCUCUAUCUUACCUACAUGCUGAAGCAAGCAGCUAGGAGAACAGAACUACCUCACGCCUCUGAAAAUGAACCUAGAAAAAGCAUCCCAGCCAUUGUGGUUGGAGUGGUUGGUAUGGGACACGUGCCUGGGAUCGAAAAGAACUGGAACACCGAUGUAAACAUCGAAGAAAUAAUGAGUGUGCCUCCCCCCUCAGCAUUGAGCAAGAUUGUUACCUUUGCUGCAAAAGCGACAUUUUUUGGACUUGUGGGUUACGGGUGUUACUGUAUUAGUAAAAGGACUGUUAAGAUUAUCCUUUCAGUGCCAGCCACACAGUAUUGCCUUCAAAGACUAAGCCAAAUGAGCCACUGAAACUGCAGCGCAAACCUAACCUGUGUCGUGACUCGCAUUCAGGAGGUGGUAUGCUGGCAGAGGCUCCUCUUCCAGAUUUGGUACAGAGUUUGGCUAGCAGGUCAUUUUUCUUUGUGAUUGCCCUUAAGUUGCACCAGCCUAACUGUAUCCCUGCAGCUAGCAUCUACAUGCUGACCAACAACCUGGAGAGAAUGAAGACGAUCGACAUAUUCAAGUGUCUUUGUAUAUGUUCUUGGCCUAUGUAGCUCAAGUGGUACAGUAGUUCUCCAAUGCAAUGUAACCUGCAGGGUUCCAUAUAAGAAGUGUUAUGAACCAUACCGAAUGUAUUUUCACGAUGUGACACGCCAAGCAAAUGGGGCAGCAGUUCGUAUGUGGCAUUAAGUGGGAGCCUAUGUCUGUCCUUCAGAUCUGUUUGUGCUUUCAUAUAAAGGAUACAAGUAAAAUAUACUUCUUUUUAAAAUCAAUCCGAAGGAAUGGUUCUAUAUAUAUCUAUUCUACCUUCUAAUUAUUUUUCCAGAAUAAUGGUAUAUGUAUGUAUGUGUCUGUAUAAUGUACUGAAACUUGGUUCCUGAAGUAUUGGUUGCAGGUUUCUAGUCCUUUUUUUCUAAUAACUGCUAACUAAGCUUUUCUUCCACAAACUAAAAUGCAUUUCAAAGUUUACUUGGCUCCCAUUCCUGUUUACAGAAACGUGUGGCUCCAACUUGCACCAAAGGGUUUCCGUAUACAAUACUACAGAGUAAUGUUACACUUUCUUUCCUGCUUAAUGACAGUGACUGGAUUUUAACGUUUGUAUCCUUGUAGACUUGAUUAAAAAUAUUUUUAAAUGAAUUUUUUAGCUGGGUGUAUCCCAUGCUUUGUUUAAUUUAAGACACCUUUUGGCUAUAGUAAUGUUUGCUGUUCACUAUAAAAGCUGCACGUUGGUACAAAAAGUAGCAUACGUUCUCUACAGCGAUAUCCUGCUGUUCAAACCUUUUUGUUUUUAUAUGGUAACAGGCUUUAGCUAAAAU